This is a messenger RNA of Poecilia latipinna (sailfin molly), 1307 nucleotides long. RefSeq names its product calcium-binding protein 2. Gene Ontology annotation, cellular component: cytoplasm. Gene Ontology annotation, molecular function: calcium channel regulator activity; calcium ion binding. The coding region runs from base 326 to 1000 and encodes 224 amino acids. Lineage: Eukaryota; Metazoa; Chordata; Actinopteri; Cyprinodontiformes; Poeciliidae. The record is from RefSeq and is a predicted model, not a curated record. The transcript is spliced from 8 exons.
AUGUUUCACCAAAGAUCAGUCAAACCAAACUGCAAAAGCAACUCGUGAUGCACAAACAAGGAAAACUCUGACCUCUGAGAAAGAAGUACAGUCGGCUGACCCUGCUGUUCUACGAUUUGCUCUCUGGCUGCUGGCUGCGUGUUUAGCCAGGUAAUCACCUGCUAAGCCUCUCUAAAGGUGACAGGUCAAAGAGAAGGACAGGAGUCAUGUCUGACAGGAGUCUCUGAAAUCAUUUACGACCAAGACGGACCAAGAAGCGCUCUGCUCCUGCGUCUCAACUCCCUGCCGUUUUCCCGCCACUUAGGUUAGAGAUCCGACAAGCAGCAUGCCCAAAGCAGCAGACAGGACCUCUUCCACAACGUCCGCCGAUUCAGCCUUAGGAGACGGCAAAGAUGGCGGCUCCAAAACUAGCACAGCCACAAACUCCCCAUCGGGUUCGGUUUCUGAGACACCGAAGAAAUCCUCGAAGAAGGCCAAGAAAAACACGGAGAGCAUGAACAAAGUCUACAACUCCAUCCUCAACAGUGUUUUUGGGGCCGACAGAGACCUGGCUCAGGCUGAAAUAGACGAGUUGCAAGAAGCCUUCAAGGAGUUCGACUACGACCAGGACGGCUAUCUGAACUACAAAGAUGUGGCCGAAUGCAUGAGGACCAUGGGAUACAUGCCCACCGAGAUGGAGCUGCUGGAGAUCGUACAGCAGAUCAAGAUGAGAAUGGGCGGCUUAAUGGACUUCGAAGAUUUUAUUGAACUGAUGGGACCGAGGAUGAUGGGAGAAACCACAAACAUGCUGGGACUCAAGGAGCUCCAGUCAGCCUUCAUACAGUUUGACUUGGAUGGAGAUGGAAAGAUAAACCAGGACGAGAUGAAGGAAGCUCUGAAAAGUCUUCUGGGGGAGAAGCUGAAGAAGGGAGAGCUGGAGGAGAUCCUGAAGGAGCUGGACGUCAAUGCAGACGGAAGCAUCGACUUCGAAGAGUUUGUGAUGAUGCUUUCUAUUCACUGAAAUCACGAAGCAACAUCUACAUGGGCUUACGACAAGCACUUACAGACGAUGGACAAAAUGUUAAACAGUUAUUUUGUAAAUCUUGCUUCAAUGAAGACAAAUACAGAUGUUUUCAAAACAUGAUUUUGUUUCUAAUGUGGAUGUAGUCUUUUAGUGUUCAACUAUGGAGCUGUAAAAAAAACUGAUUUGAUUUGCAUUGUACUGAAGGCUGAAAGGUAUUUCAGUAAGUGACCGAGUUUGUUGCUUUGUCAUAUGUAAAUAAAACAUAAUCCCUUUUUUUGCUAUUUUAAUAAAUAAAUUCAAAUGC